AUGGCGAAUGCUUGUCUUGCCAAUUUGGUAUUGAUCCUGGCUGCUCUCUCUGCCAUAUCGUUGAGUAGUGCUGAAGAUGAACAAGACACACGAGCCCGAAGGCCAUACAUUAUUCACAUAGUCAAGUCCGCGAAACCCAGCCAUUUUACUUCACACCAGCACUGGUAUGCUUCAAUGCUUGACCAGCUCUCGCAGUCAGAUCCCAAUGGAAGGGAGUUGUUAUAUACGUAUAAUACUGUCUUGCAUGGGUUUGCUGCGAUGCUGAGCAGCGCAGAGGUUGAAGCCAUGGAGAGUAUGGACGGGUGCUUAGCUGUAAUUCCGUCCUCUGUUCAUCAACUUGACACCACGCAUUCACCUGAGUUCCUGGGCCUUUCCGGCCCCUCUGGAGUGUGGUCGAAUUUCUCCACUUACGGCCAAGAUAUCAUCGUGGGCGUGAUUGAUACAGGCAUAUGGCCUGAGAGCAAAAGCUUCAGUGAUGCAGGUCUUGGACCCGUUCCCUCUAGAUGGAAUGGCAGUUGUCAAGUCGGGCAGAAUGACUUCAAUACUACCAUUAAUCCAACCUCGGAGUACGCAUCUCCUCGAGACAGCAAUACCCAUGGAACACAUGUAGCUUCUAUUCUUGCGGGAGCUGAGGUGAAUGUUUCCAGUUCGUAUGCCAACGGAACAGCGAGUGGAAUGGCCCCUCAAGCCAGGCUGGCCAUCUACAAAGUCUGCUGGGCAAAGGGUUGCAGCACCACUGACAUAGCCGCUGCGAUGGAUGAAGCAGUUGCUGAUGGAGUUGACAUCAUUUCAAUCUCAAUCGGUUCAUCAGACGUGCCUUUUUACCAGAGCUCAAGAGCCAUUGCAACAUUCGGGGUCAUAGAAAAGGGUUUUCCUGUUUUUGCCUCGAUGGGAAACAGAGAACCAAAUUCAUCUAGUCUGAGUAACCCAAUACCAUGGGUUACGACUGUAGGUUUUAUAGGGAUCAAUCGAGGCAGGUCCAGCCAGUGCUACGUGAUAAGAAUGGACAAUGUGAUAAAUGACAAUGUUGAUAACUUCUCGACAAUGUGGUAA
Messenger RNA from Cryptomeria japonica (Japanese cedar), 1053 nucleotides. Its product is annotated as subtilisin-like protease SBT1.5. The record is from RefSeq and is a predicted model, not a curated record. Gene Ontology annotation, biological process: proteolysis. The transcript has 3 exons. Gene Ontology annotation, molecular function: serine-type endopeptidase activity. Bases 1 to 1053 code for a protein of 350 amino acids. Lineage: Eukaryota; Viridiplantae; Streptophyta; Pinopsida; Cupressales; Cupressaceae.